Molecule: messenger RNA, 10629 nt
Organism: Xyrichtys novacula (pearly razorfish)
Lineage: Eukaryota; Metazoa; Chordata; Actinopteri; Labriformes; Labridae
Source: the annotation of a GenBank genome assembly
AUGGCCCUCGUAGAGAGCUGUUUGGAUACCGCAGACUCCCAAAUUCAAGACAAGAGGCCAGUGAGAAUGAAUAGAUGUGACCCAAUGCACACAAUUGGUGCAGUGGAUCCAUACCAUGGGCUGAAUGCACUGGUCACAAAAGACGGCAGCUGUUAACAUAUGGUUAAUAAAACUUUGACAAAGAGAUGUGUGAUCUGGCAAUAACAAAGAAUGCACCCCUAAUGAUGUAUUUCUGUCUGCAAUUCUAUCUUCUGCACAGCUGGAUGGCGUUACCUGCUGCCUUUCUGUCUGAAGACCAGUUCACCUGCUCGAUCUGUCUGGAGGUGUUCAACAACCCGGUCUCUACACCAUGUGGCCACAGUUUCUGCCAGGUCUGCAUCUCUUCCUACUGGGAUGGGGGAAGAAGAGGAGGUGGGGGAAGUGGGGGAACAAAAGUCUACCAGUGCCCCCUCUGCAAGGAGUCCUACCGUAAACGUCCAGAGCUCCACAUCAACCGAACCCUGAAAGAAAUCACCGAACAGUUCAAGUGGUUGGCCAGUGCCGGGAUUUUAAUGGAUGGAACUGAUGGAGGAGGUGGAGAAGGAGGAGGGGUGGAGGAUCCUAACUUAAAUCCUCAACAACAACAAGCUCUGUCUGCAUCCCAAGGGCCAAGGGAGAUGCCUGAGAGUGUCUUUACUGAAAUGAUGUCUCGUUUCCAGCAGAUGCCACCACCAGGGGUGGUAUCCCAAACCACCAACCCCCAUCUCAGCAACCCCCAAAGCCCCAGUCCACCAAUUGUUCACUCACCUUUACAGGCCCAUAUCACAGCGCACCAUGACCCCCCUCCACCCUACUCACCCCCUCGCAGGUACCAAGCUACAAUUUUGCAGACUAAGGCAAACCAGUUUUUCAUUUGGUGAAUGAAAUACAGUUAAUGUGAAUACAUUUGCACAGGGCUGGAGAUCCUCUUGAUGUCCUGAUGUUGCUUUAGACAUGGUCAACCCCUAACCAAUAUAUAUAUAAAUAUAUAUAUAUAUAUAUAUAUAUAUAUAUACAUAGUGGAUCUCUGCAUAUAUCAAGACUUUCUAUAAGAAGGUACUAUCUUUGGUACAACUCCACAGACAAUGUCCUUCUUUUCCUUGAAUGCUGUCACAGGUACACUGUGAGCUGUCCUGGUGACUGUUCCCCCAAUCUGCCCCUGUGUCCCAUCCACCGGAGAGGCCUGGAGUAUUUCUGUCGCACUGAUAAUAUCUGCAUCUGCAGCAUGUGUGUGGAGACUCAAGACCACAGAGGACACAGUGUCACCCCAGCAAAGAGAGAGUGGCACAUCAAGAAGGUAACACUGUGUGUUUGUUUAGUGGUGUUGUCUCUGCAGCAGAAUUAGAGACUUUAAGGGAUAUUCCAGUGUAAAUUAUAGUUUUGGUCAAACACACAGUUGCACCGAGUUAGACACCUCCUUGAGAGAUGAAUGUUACCAACUGCUUGCUUCUCUAGUUAUCCCAACUUUAGUAAUAAGCACGUGAUAGCAAAACAUAGCGGUCUACGUCUCCACGUGCACACCCCAACCAAAAAGCCACUCUAUAGCCACAAAUAAUGCUCAGAACAGCACCUAACUUCAUCAACAGUACAUAUACAGGUGCUGGCCAGUAAAUUAGAAUACCAUCAAAAACUUGAUUUAUCUCAGUAAUUCCAUUCAAAAAGUGAAACUUGUACAUUAUAUUCAUGCAAUGCACACAGACCGAUGUAUUUCCAAUGUUUAUUUCUUUUAAUUUUGAUAUUUAUAAGUGACAACUAAUGAAAACUCCAAAUUGGGUAUCUCAAAAAAUUAGAAUAUUGAAAAGGCCAAUGAAAAAAAAUGUUUUUUUUUAAAUGUUGGCCAACUGAAAAGAAUGAACAUGAAAAGAAUGCCCAUGUAUAGCACUCAAUACUUAGUCGGGGCUCCUUUUGCCUCAAUCACUGCAUUAAUGCGGCGUGGCAUGGACUCGAUUAGUCUGUGGCACUGCUCAGGUGUUAUGAGAGCCCAGGUCGCUCUGAUAGUCGUCUUCAGCUCCUCUGCAUUGUUGGGUCUAGCGUAUUGCAUCUUCCGCUUCACAAUACCCCAUAGAUUUUCUAUGGGGUUAAGGUCAGGCGAGUUUGCUGGCCAAUCAAGGACAGGGAUACCAUGGUCCUUGAACCAGGUACUGGUGGUUUUGGCACUGUGUGCAGGUGCCAAGUCCUGUUGAAAAGUGAAAUCUGCAUCUCCAUAAAGUUGGUCAGCAGCAGGAAGCAUGAAGUGCUCUAAAACUUCCUGGUAGACGGCUGCAUUGACCUUGGACCUCAGGAAACAGAGUGGGCCAACACCGGCAGAUGACAUGGCACCCCACACCAUCACUGACGGUGGAAACUUUACACUGGACCUCAUGCAACGUGGAUUCUGUGCUUCUCCGCUCUUCCUCCAGACUCUGGGUCCUUGAUUUCCAAAGGAAAUGCAAAAUUUGCUUUCAUCAGAAAACAUAACUUUGGACCACUCGGCAGCAGUCCAGUCCUUUUUGUCCUUGGCCCAGGCGAGACGCUUCUUACGCUGUUUCUUGUUCAAGAGUGGCUUGACACACGGAAUGCGACAGCUGAAUCCCAUGUCUUUCAUGCGUCUCUUCGUGGUGGUUCUUGAAGCGCUGACUCCAGCUGCAGUCCACUCUUUGUGGAUCUCCCCCACAUUUUUGAAUGGGUUUGCCGUCACAAUUCUCUGCAGGGUGCGGUUAUCCCUAGAGCUUGUACACCUUUUUCUACCACAUUUUUUCCGUCCCUUCGCCUGUCUGUUAAUGUGCUUGGACACAGAGCUCUGCGAACAGCCAGCUUCUGUAGCAAUCACCUUUUGUGUCUUGCCCUCCUUGUACAAGGUGUCAAUGGUCGUCUUUUGGACAACUGUUAAGUCAGAAGUCUUCCCCAUGAUUGUGGAGCCUUCAGAACAAGACUGAGGGACCUUUUAAAGGCCUUUGCAGGUGUUUUGAGUUAAUCAGCUAAUUAGUGUGGCACCAGGUGUCUUCUAUAUUGAGCCUUUUCAGAAUAUUCUAAUUUUCUGAGAUACUGAAUUUGGUGUUUUCAUUAGCUGUCAGUUGUAAUAAUAAAAAUGAAAAUUAAUAAACACAUGAAAUAUAUCACUAUGUGUGGAAGGAAAGUAUACAGUAUACAAGUUUCACGUUUUGAAUGGAAUUACUGAAAUAAUUCAACUUUUUGAUGAUAUUCUAAUUUACUGGCCAGCACCUGUAGGUUCCCAGUCAUAGCACUAGCCAUCAAAUAUCUUUUUAGCAGCCUGGUGUCUUCAGCAAAGAGACCAAACACAACUCACCCAUUUUCUUCCAGCCAUCUCACAACAAGAUGCUUAACAAUAUUACCCCAACAGCUGGGUCAGACACCAUCAGACAGUCCCACAAAAACUUAAGGAAGAAAGGACCAACAAAGCUUUUACAUUUUCAGCACUCAUUGCUCUUAAUUAAACCAAACUUUUCAAGCCUGAUUGGAAUCCAGUAGUAACUGGAUAGCAAGUACUACACUCAGAGGCUGAGUGUUACCAGGUGACUUCCUGUGAAUUAACCCUUGACCUCAGUGUUUGGUGAGGCACAUUCACAUUGGGAAAAUGAAGUCUGUGAUUUACUGACAGACACUUCUCUGAGUUGCUGCACAACAUCUGGGGGCAGCUUAAAUCUCUACAGCCUGCUAAAACUUCCAGAAAAAAGGGCAGAAAAAGCUACAGAGAUCUUCCCAGAAAUCAACCUUAAAUUACUGAGACACAGAUUCACACUGGAUUAUUGAUCGAGGACCUCUGUGAUAGGAAAGCUUAUCUGGCCUGAAGACUUUUCCUUCUCAAAUUACCAACUCACUCAUGUUUAAAAAAAAAACACAAUAUACUCCACAAUUAUUACAUAUUAUCAAAAGUCUACUGACCAAGUUUUUACAGGUGAUGUGCAGGUUGUAGUGGCAUUGACUGAAUCACUGAACCACUUUAAAUUAUCUUUUUUUUCCUGUUCUAGUCCCAGUUAGGUAUAUCAGAGGUGGAGCUGAAGGACCUCAUCUGUGAGAGGGAGAGAAAGGUGGAGGAAAUACAGAACUCUCUAAGAGAAAUACAGGUGAGUCUUUUGUCCAAACCAAGCUGACCUCCUGUUUGAAUUGAGUUUUGAGUUCUUAAAGUCUGAUGCCCACCUCGUCUCAGAGACCAUCAGUUAUUUAACAAGGCUCAAUGCUUCUAAGGAGCCAAGACUCCCACAUCCAAUUGUGACCUUUUUUUACAGGCCAUGCAGUGAUUUGGUAAAGAAGUGAGGUUGUGUUGAGAAACAAGCCAAUCCUGAUGACUACUUUGUGAAAUGUUGAUUGCUAGUUAUUCUGCCAACGGGACCAAACUUGACUAGAGCCCUGGACCUCAUUAUCAGAUUUAUCUGAAAACUUGCUUUGACCUGCGAGGUUCAGACUAGGGUGUCCUGGGGUGUAAAUCCUCCACAUUAUAUGGCAGAUGCAUUAGCAUAUGUGCAGCCCUGACAUCUUCAAAAGGGGUGAGUUGUCAAUAAGAGGGUAUUUUACCAUUACUGCUAGUGGGAUUUUGAUCAGUUUGCUCCUAAAAUGUUAUGCUGCACAUAACAACAGUCCUUACAGAUUCUGCAUUCUGAUGAAGAAUCUGCAAAUUCAGACUUAUGCUCACCAAACGGUCGUUCCUGGAAAUGGAAAAAGAGAGCUCAGACUUGCAUGUUAUGUACAGUUAUGACAUUUGUUACGCAUUGUUAUCAGGCAAGCAGAAGUAAAAUGUGAAAAAACUCCUCCCUUGUUUUGAUGAGGAAUGUGCAAUCAGGCAGUCUCUGGUGUUGCUUUUAGAAUUGAAAAUCAAUCACUGUUGUUGUGGGGUAUUGAUCAUGGUGAAACAUGUAACACUGCUGAGAAAUAAGUGGAAACAAGAACAGCAGAUAUCCAAAUUGACCAGAAAGCCUGAGGUUAGUAUUUCCUUUGCUACAAAACCAGCAAAACUUAAAGGGUGCUUUUAACCCAUCUGCUCUGCUGUGACAGUGGGUUUAAGUCAUCCAAAAUAUAGAGAUGUAGCUGCAUAUAUAUAUAAAUUUAUUCAAUCUCUUUGUCAGGCUGCUGGGCCUUCUUCAUUGGUAGAGGCUCUCAAAAUGGCAUCAUACCAUGCCCAUUUGUUUUCAUUUAGGCUUCUGCUGAGAGAGAGACUGAUGGAGUUGUUUCUGCGUUUUCCAAGCUGAUCUCCAGCAUGGAGCGCUGCCAAGCUGAAGUCUUAGAGGUAAAUAACAGAGGCCUCCUUUUCGAAUUCAAAGUAAUGUCUCCUUAUUAAAGUGUUAACAAGGCUAAGUCUUUCCUGUGCCAUCCAGGUAAUCGAGAUGAGUCGGCGGGUGGCUGAGCACAGAGCUCAGACUGUGCUGAGAGAGCUGGAGGAGGAGAUAUCUGAGCUGAAGAAGAGGAGUUCAACAUUGAACCAGCUGGUUUUGUCUGAAGACUAUGUACACUUCCUCAAGGUAUGGAUGCUUGGAUGAUUAAAGGAUAGCUUAGCUAUUUUGUAGUAGAGUCACAAGAGAUACUUGUCCCUAAUAAGUCUUCAAGGGGAUCCAAAUCCACUUGACCCCUUUGUUGAAAAACUGGUAUGAUAACCAGCAGGGAAGCUAGGCUAUCAACAGCUACAGACAGGUUAAUUUCAUCACAUAAUAUAACUCAUUUUAAUGAUGGGACUUCCAUCAGGUCUGUGUUUGGUCUGACUCUGCCAUUAUCUGGUCCAAUUCUGUGCUCCAUUUCCAUUCAACAACACCUAGCUUUGUUUUCAGAGCCUAGUAUGGAGCAGCACCACCAAACAGGUAGACUCACAGGACUAAGGGCUCUAUUUUGGUGCCUCGCCGGAGAUCUGCCGCAAGCGCAGCGUCAAUUAGAUCCGCCGCGCUGACAAGGCGUUCCCAAGCACAUUUUGGUAUUUUGGUGAGCCGCGCAGCCCGGCGUAAGUAUCCCCCCUCCCUAACUCAGCUCCUCCCAGCAGCAUAAGUCGUAGACGGGGAGGAGAGAGGGCGUGUUGUAUAUUUAACACAGCCGAGACCUGUUUUCACCAAUCACAUAGGCUCCUCUCCUUGCCUUUAAAUCCGCCACCGGCGAGGCGUAUUACUAUUUUCAUGAAGUAGUCAAAGAGAUCAAGAGAUGUCUGAAGACAGUUAUGCCACACGAUGGCGACAGAGGGCAGCUGCUCAACAAGUGUCCUCCACACUCUCUCAUCUGAGCAUAGAUGGAUUUGGUGUGUGUAAUGUUGGACCCACUGGUAAGACAAACACCCUUUUCCACAAAUAAAGACACUCACAUAAAGUUGCAUAUAUUCAAACCUCACGUGACAAAGGUGGGUUUAGCGCACAGAUCACAACAUAAACUCCAAAAAUGGCAUUAAAAUCGGAACCAUCUGUGCGUAAAUGACGCAUCGCACUCCGUGGCCUGUCUCUUUCUUUCAUAGAUGUUGGCAUAUAAAAUAAAUUUGGCCCACAAAACUGAAUAUUAUAAUAUCCGUAUGUCGGCUUAAAGUAGAUCACGCAUCUGAGCACUGAAACUAAUCAUCUGUUCAGCCGCAGCAGCAGCAAGACGGACAGAGGACACGGAGACGUGUCCAGGUCGAGCUGUGCGAGAAAUAAGAGGAAGAAAGAAAAGGAGGGAGACACAUUACAUAUCUUGUUAACUUCAUCAUGUGUGUUUAUUUACUAGAUAUUUAAUUUAAUUUGAUGCAGUUUCAGCUGUAUUGAUUCGGUCAGGUUGUGUGCCCAAACGCGUGCCAAACGCGCUCAUCAGAUCAGAUAUAGAUCAGAAUAUAUCGAUAUAGAUCUAAAUGUAUAUGCUGACUCAGAUUAAUAGUUGUUGAUGAUUAUUUGUUGCACUGAAAUCUGCCUGACACUGUGGAAACCUGCCGGUGAGGCAUCGGUGACGUAUGUCGAUACGCCGCCGGUCUACCAAAAUACUACUAGACCAGCUGCGUUCCGCCUUGCGCUGAAAGCUGACCAGGUUUGAAUCGGCGAGCUUUCAGCGCACGUUACACGCCGGUGGCGAGCACGAAAAUGUCACUGCGCCAGCUGAUUCUGUCAGCACCUCCCCCUGCCACGUCACCACGCCCAGCUUGGCGGAUCUCAGCUCACCUCCGUGCGACUCAGUCCACGAAAAUACCAAACUCGCCUUACGCCGGGCUCCGCUAGACGAAAAUACAACUGCACGGGGCCCGCCGCCCUCCGCCGCCUCACCGGCGCGAACGAAAAUAGAGCCCUAAGUGUUUCCUGGGUGAACUACAGAAUCAGCAUUUUUUUUCUCACCUCCACAGUAAGCUCUGUGCAGUGCUCUACAAACACAGCUGAUGGGUGUUGAUGGAUAGGGGAGCACAGAGUUGGACCAGAUCAUAGCAGAGACAGACAAGACACAGACCCAAUGGAAGUCCCAAUAGAUUUAUCAUUUUGCUGAGAUGGUUAUUUUAAACCUCUCUUCACCAAAAGUUCUCGCUUUUAAAAAUAAUCAAAAAAUAUCUGUAAGACAAAAUUUCCUCUGUGUUUGAUAAUUUAAUGGCUCUUCAGACAUUCCCCACCAUCUCCAGCCCUCCACCAUCAAAGGAUUGGUCUGGUGUCUCUGUUGUGUCUGAGCUGACUUCUGGAGUGGUUCUCAGGACAAUCACACUGACCAUGGAGCACCUUCAUGAAGAGCUGAGGAAGCUGCCAGAAGUCUGUGAGUUUAUAUAAUGACUAUAGGCAGAAAAAUUAGGUUCAAAAGCAACAUUUCAAGAGCAUCAGCUUGAGACGGUCUCCUAGAGGGAACAGGGAACCCCAGUGCUUAAUUUGUCCUCCAGGAGGUUCUGGGCCCCCCUCUGGAGCACAUGCACUGUAAAAAUAUGCUUUUUCCUCUGGCUUUUAACGCGUUUUUAUUAUCUUUUUCACCUUAAUUUCCGCACCUACCUAGUACAACAUUUGCAGCAACAUUUGGCACACCAUGUUGUUUACCUAUUUUUGCGCGGUGCUGGUGCGGAAACAAAACCAUCCCAAUGCGCAUUGCGUUGUGACACGUGACGGCAUAAAUCACUUUUUCCCCCUGUUUUACCUAAUUUCUGAGUAAAAUGCAUAAGAAAUAAGCCAACAGGCAUCAAUUCAGAGAGAAAUAAAACACAGAGAAAACAUAGAUAAAAACACAGUUUAUUUAUUGACAGGGAAGGUCCUGGAGCAGAUCAAACAGGUGCCGGAGCGGGUGAAAUAGGUCCCGGAUCCGAUCAAAGAGGUCCUGGAGUGCGCUCCAGCACAAAUUAAGCACUGGGGAACCCCUAUCAAAAAGUCCACUUUUAUAUCAGCAAGUAAAUGUGUUUUUAAGUCGAUAAGAGUCAUCUCUUAUAGACUUCAAGUAUGCUUCACAGUGGGUACGCAGAUGGCCAAGCAGGUUGAAGCGUGUCCCAUGUUGGGGACCUACUUAAACCUAAAGCACAAAUACAUACAAAGUAUAUCUUUAUUCAAAGUUUAUGUGUAAGUAUAGGUCGAAUAUAUUUAGACUUUUUGUAUAAUUCUUAGUACAAGCCAAGUAAACUUAACAUUAACUUUGUUAAGUAUAUCUCUGAAGAGUGCAUAAAAAGUGAACUGGAAGCAGACUCAGUUUAAACACAGUAUACUUGAAGUGCACUUCAACAUACUUCUCUUUGGUAAGGGAUACCAGUCUUGCCUGUUGUUGACACCACUGAAACGGUGCACGUUUCAUCUGAGUAAAGUUCCAAACUACCAAAUACAUCUCUGAUCCAGAAAUAAGUGUUAAAGCGGUACUUAAAAACUUCUAGUUUUAGUUGAGUUUGACCAAUGUGGUACUGUUUUACCUGAAGGAAGACCCCAUUUCCCAUGAGCACCAGCGCAUAGUGCCGUAAACAUCCUGCUAUGCUGGUCGCAUGCAGACCGAGUGUUGGUUUAAGCUUCCACUUUGGGUUCUUCCCAACUUUUCUGCAAAAUGAUUGCAACUGAAGACUUUUGAUUUGUGCUUCUGAGGGAAAUUUUCUUCAGUAUGAGAUGUUUUAAAAUAUAAAACAUCUUUUUCUCUAAUCAACAGGUCAGCGAUCCCUGUCAGAACAAACUGUAGCCAGGCCCAAUCCAAGUAAGAUUUUCAUCUGAAAACUCUGUCUGAUCAUUUGAGUUUCAUUGAAUCUUGACAAACAUGGCCCAAUAGAUAAAAUGUGUAAAUAUAUACUCCUCUUCACAGAGGUAAGGAGGGUCCAGGAGUAUGCAGGUAUGGUACAGUGUUUCAUAUGGUCAGUGUUUAUAUGUGCAGUAGAUCUGAAUUUAUUCACCAACCAUCCCUUUGUCUUGCUCUGUCAGAUGACAUCACAUUAGACCCCCAUACAUCCCACCCUCGUCUCAUCAUCUCUGUAGACGGGAAGCAGGUGCACUGUGGGGACCGCCAUCAGCCUGUACCAGACAACCCUGAGCGCUUUGACCGGGUAGUGUGUGUGCUCGCACGUCAGGGCUUCAACUCUGGACGCCACUACUGGGAGGUAGGUGGAUACAGUAUGAAGGUUUGUUAAUAAUGUCAUUAAGAUAAGAUAAGAAACACUUUGUUUAUCCCAGAGAGACAAUUCCAUAAAAUUCCAUCACCAAAAACUCAAACAAAAAACAAUCCAUAAGUUUCCAUAACUCCUCUUAAAAUGUGAUAAUUAAUCAAAAAUAAGCUAAAUAAAAAUAAGUAGAUGAUAAAUGGAUAAGUACUAUUAAAAAUAAGUAUUUUCAGGUGCUGAUAACAAGCUGAUGGUCCCUGUCUUCUCGAGGGUUGAGAACACUCAGGAACAUUUUUAUGAGACUGUUGAACUAUAAGCCCACACAGUCUUUCACAGAGUGGUGAACCUCUUCUCAUCUUUCCUUCUGACAGACUCAGCCUCUCUUAAUGUCUUUUUUAUACACAGUCAUGUUUCUAACAUGUUGGAAAUUCACCUCAUUAGAUGAUUUUUUUUUUUUUAAAUUAGAUGAUUUUAAUAUUUUUCUUUUCCUCUAACUGGAAACGUGCACACUUUUUUAAAAUUAUAUUUUAACAUUUGAUACACUGUCUUUGCACUAUGAUUUGAUCAAAUUUUUGGUUUUAAUCAUUUUCAUACCUCAAACUGUCUAACAUUGGAUGAAAAUUUUCAUGUUAUUUAUGGCCUGUACACAGCAUUGAAGUUAAGUGUCAUGACAGCUCUCUGGUAGGGCUUCCUCUGAAGUCUAAAUACUCCUUAGAUAACAAUUUUCUUGGCCAUCACCAGAUUUCUAUUCCAUAAUGAACAGUUUGCUUUAUCAUGCUGCAUCUUUUCAGGUGGAGGUUGGAGGAAAGACAGACUGGGACCUGGGGGUGGCAAGCUGCUCUGUCAAUAGGAAAGGGAAAAUCACUGUUAGCCCUGCGCAUGGCUACUGGUUCCUCAGCCUGAGAGAUCGGACCGAGUACGCCUUCAGAACAGAGCCCUCAACCAACCUCACCAUCAACUCCAGACCAUCCAGGAUUGGAAUCUACCUGGACUAUGAGAAAGGGCUAGUGUCCUUCUACAACGUGGAGGCCAAAAUUCUCAUUUAUACCUUCACAGAUACAUUUUCUGAUACCAUUCAUCCUUUCUUCAGCCCCUGUACCAACAAAUCAGGAAGGAAUGAGGGGCCGCUGAUUAUCUGCCCUGUUUUAGAGUGA